Molecule: messenger RNA, 1958 nt
Organism: Ceratosolen solmsi marchali
Lineage: Eukaryota; Metazoa; Arthropoda; Insecta; Hymenoptera; Agaonidae
Product: transcription factor E2F4
Exons: 7
Coding region: 309-1283 (324 amino acids)
Biological process (GO): regulation of transcription by RNA polymerase II
Cellular component (GO): RNA polymerase II transcription regulator complex
Molecular function (GO): DNA-binding transcription factor activity, RNA polymerase II-specific; protein dimerization activity; RNA polymerase II cis-regulatory region sequence-specific DNA binding
Source: RefSeq, a predicted model, not a curated record
GAUGAGUGGCAAGACAUUAGAGCGGACGGUAAAUCGGCCCGCGAGUAAGCGUCAAUGCGGAAUUGCAUAAACGAUUGUCGAGUUCGGUAAUCGAGAGUCUGCGUGCUGCUGUUAAUUGACGUAAAGUGACGGCGGGAGGCGUCGUACCAAGUUGUCGGGGUGUUUGGAGUGGCGCAGGGGUCGCCGGCAGCGAUGGCGUAUUGGCGUUCGCGAGCUGUUGCGGCAAUUUCGAAGGAGGCGGCCGUGAGCUGCUGAGUUUGUGGUUAGAAAGAGCGAGGCGUUUUGAAAAUUUUAACGACUGCCCGAGGAUGGCGGACAACCAGCAGAGCAGAUACGAGAAGUCCCUUGGAUUGCUGACCACGCGUUUUGUCACCCUCCUGCAGAAGGCCAAGGAUGGCGUGCUUGAUUUGAAAGUGGCUGCCGAUCUGUUGGAAGUACGACAAAAGAGAAGAAUAUACGAUAUCACAAAUGUACUCGAAGGUAUUGGUCUAAUUGAAAAGAAGAGUAAAAAUAGUAUUCAAUGGAAAGGAGCAGGACCCGGAUGUAAUUCACAAGAGGUUGGCGAAAAGCUUUCCGAUUUGAAAGAGGAACUGAGGCAAUUGGAAGAGCACGAACAGAUGCUGGAUCUGCAUACGCAAUGGGUCAAACAGAGUAUAAAAAAUGUCGAAUGCGAUUCGCAUAACACACGAUAUGCUUACAUAAAAUACGAAGACCUUAAGGAUAUUUUUAAAGAUGAAUUUAUAUUAGCCGUUCAAGCACCAACAGAUACACAAUUAAAUGUGCCAAAAAUUGAAAAAAUGGCAGAAAGUAGUAUUAAUAAGGAAAUAAAUUAUGAAAUGCAUUUAAAAAGCACAACGGGAGAAAUUUCUAUAUACAUUAUUCAACCAGAACUGGCUGAAUCUUAUGACAAUAACUGUUUAAAGCUUAGAUUACAACCAGAACCAAAAAAAAUUAAAAAAGACAAAGAUAUAGAGGAGAAGAAGGAAGAAAUUAAACCAAAGAAGAAAGUUGGAAGACCACCAAAAAAUGUUAGCAAAACUGUUUCUGUAUUAUCAGAAGACGAAGAAGAAGAAGAUCAAGAUUUAUUAGAAGCUAAGAUAGUUCUUCGAGAUGUCGAUAUGACAGGCUAUACACUUCAUAAUCUAGAUUUUAUUGAUGAAAUUUAUGCUGGAAUUUGUGGUCCAUUAGUAAGGCUUAGUCCUCCACCCGAAGAGAAAGAUUAUCAAUUUAAUCUUAGUGACAGUGAAGGUCUGUGCGAUCUUUUUGAUAUUGUGGCACAAUGAGUCCAAGUUAUUUUACUUUUUUUUUUUUAAUGAUUCGACAUGUACAUGCGACUUAUGUCAGUUAAAUUCGUGAUGAAUUUGAGUCUUGUUAUUGUUAAUCAAGGCUGAUGUAUAUAAUUUUAAUGAAUGAAUGAUUGUGGCUAAUGUCGGUGUCUAUACGGUAAUUUUGAUAUUGGUUUAAGAAGAACUAUGAUUUCCAUAGACAUUACUCGUUCAAUUGAUAUCUUUUUGAAUUCAUUUAAAUCAAUGAUCAAGUUAUUGUUUAUUAUGGACAAUAAUGAUGUGUCUAUUAAAUUGGCGCUCUUAUAAUAACGACGCAGUAUUUACUAUUUAACAUUUUUAUUUAGCCUUGUACAUAUAGUAAAUGUUAGCAAGCGUUAUAUUAUAAAUAAAAGUGAACAAUGAGCAUACGACGCUUUAUGCCAUUGAAUAUUAAUUUGGAAUACAUAUUUUUGAAAUUUCAAGUGAUACAGUUGUCAAAAUAAGUUUGAAUAAACAAGCUAAAUAUCACUGCAUGAAAUAACGCCUGUAAUGAAAAUUUUAACAGGUAUUGUUACAAGUAUUUGUGAAUAUUUUUCUCAAGCAUUAUUAAUUUUAUGUAAAUCUUAAGAACUCCAUGCACCUAAUAUAUUUUCGUUGAAACAACAGAUAAAAGAAUAAAAAGUUUCGUACAUA